Molecule: messenger RNA, 1175 nt
Organism: Camponotus floridanus (Florida carpenter ant)
Lineage: Eukaryota; Metazoa; Arthropoda; Insecta; Hymenoptera; Formicidae
Gene: Fer2
Exons: 5
Coding region: 239-952 (237 amino acids)
Biological process (GO): developmental process; regulation of transcription by RNA polymerase II
Molecular function (GO): protein dimerization activity; DNA-binding transcription factor activity, RNA polymerase II-specific; RNA polymerase II transcription regulatory region sequence-specific DNA binding
Source: RefSeq, a predicted model, not a curated record
UCCGUGUAUUCUCCGUACUGAUACCCUCGUUCGAACUCGAUCGAUCGAUCGAUCAGUCGUGGCGAGAUCGACAAAAGGAUCCAAAAAUUGGCGCGUGAAAGAAACAGCAAUUUUUCAAAGAAAAAAAAUUAAUAAAAGCAAACGUUUAUAUAUUCAGUGGGGUUGCUCGUUGACUCGUGGGGUAUUCCCAAUUUGCGGGAAUACUGACGACGAAUGAGACUGUGAAGACGUCUAUAUUAUGGCGAAUCAUCAUCCCGCGUACGAUUUCGAGGAUAAGAGCCAGAGAAUCCGCCAUCGGGUCGGCACCACGUCAAGAAUCGCGGAUUCCACUGUAGCAUGCACCAGUACCCAAUAUUUCGUGGGACCCAAUAAUGAUAUCACUGAAGAAGAUUUGGCAGAAUUACCUUCAUGUGUUUAUGCAGGAAGAUCUACGCAACACGUCACGCACACAUCGCCACACACACAUUCUCCCUUGCAUUACCAUAUGCCAGUUUCAACGCCAGAUCAUAAUGACACAGAGAUGAAUGGUGUAGAAGAAGGUUAUUAUCCAAAUGGUAGCCCCUACAGAAUUCAACGACAUGCCGCUAAUAUUCGUGAAAGAAAACGUAUGCUCAGUGUGAUUGCAAUUUUUAGCAGCAUCAACUCGGCUUUCGACGAGCUCCGGGUCCAUGUGCCGACGUUUCCCUAUGAAAAGAGAUUAUCAAAAAUCGAUACUUUGCGCUUGGCUAUUGCGUACAUUGCGCUGUUGCGCGAGGUCUUAGCGGCCAGGCUCGAUCCUUUGACAUACGUCGAGAGGUGCCUUAGGGGUGAGAUAAACGGCGAACGCGCCGAAUGGAAUACAAGUGAUCUGACAGCACGCUUGUCUUGGAUAAAUUGGGAGAAUCUGGGAGUAAAUCCAAAUCGACGAUCGGUACUUACAACCCUUGCACUGACAACUGAUAAUAUGAAUUGAACAUCCAACAAAACGUUUUUCGUAAAUCACACGGCAAUUCUUCUUUUCUUUGUAAAUACCUUCAUAUUAAGAUAGAAAGAGAGAGAGGACAAGAGAAAGUGUUAACUUUUUCUCGUUUAAUUUCACGUGCAAUACAAACGAUGAGUAUUGUAUUCAGUAUCUACGUGUAAAAGAACUAGUUAGUACAAUUUAUAGUAUUUGCUUUUGAAUAAAAUCGAUGCUA